AUGGCCUACCACGGCAUGGGUGGCGCCAGCGGCCUCCGUUCGCCUCGCGAUGAAUCCUCCUUCUUUUCCUUGAAUCGCGCCGCUCACAACGCCGAUGGCCGCGCGACCCUGCAUCGCCGCUUCACCACCAACAACAUCCCAACCCUCAGCACACCAUUGUCCCCCAUCGGCCAACAGCGUAGACAGGCGGCUGAGCCGACCGAGUUUACAACAGCGCCUGGGGAACACGCGCCGGCGCUCGAGAGCACCCUGCAUGUUGAAACCCGCGCAGCCUCGACGGCACUUGGCUCCUCCAAGCAGCCUCAAGCUCCUGCGUUUGGUAUUCAGCGUGUAUGCUCCUCAGUCAUGUCUAUGCGCUGUGAACAAGAGUGGCCGCUAACGACCAAUCUCAACAGACGUACCAUAAGCUCCAAGUCUGCCCCUCACCCGACACCACCCAAACCCCCCCUCAUUUCCUCCUGGAAUGAGUAUUAUAGCCGCCAACUUGAGAGAAAACGAAUCGAGCACGAGUAUCUCAAAGAAGCAAAGCGGCGCUUUGACGCGGAGAUGGAACUGCUCAACCUGCAAGCUCAACACGGCGAAGCUGACAUCAACCGCUUCCCAAACGACGCCCAUUACGGCGGGCCCGCGCAUAGCCAGCCCACCACUCCCCCAGAGUAUAACGAGGCCAACGGCUUUCCUUCUGCCUUGUCUCGACCCAACCGCUUCAGCAUGUCAAGCAUUAACCCAACCAUGACAACAACUCGCAGUAGCCGCGCCAACUCGCAGGUUACAUCCCCCCCGUCCAAUCUGCAAGGUGGUACCAACGGCAAAUUCCCUUCGCAGUCGAUGCCCGGAUCUCGUCGCAACUCGGAGGAAGACCACGAUGACUUUGAGAACGAUGACUUCACCCCGCUGAGCCCAGCCGCACGCAAAAGCAACCGCAUGUCAAUGCCCGUCACACGCAUGGACUAUGGCAUCCGCCCAGAUCUUCCGGAUCUGUCAUCUGUCCUUGGGCACAUUGACACGGCUGGAUUUCUGUUUGGCCAGGAAGACAGGUCGAUUACUUCUCAAGACCGCAACGGCUUUCUUCAGAUGGGCAACACAAAGGACGAUUUCCCCGUCUUGGUUCGCCGCGACGGCGCCGGUAAUGGUACGAAGCUCUCUGCCUCUUCUGCUGCGCUUGACUUGGCCCUUUCCCAGUCCCCUGGCCCGGAAACCCAGUCCACAGGCUGGAACGGCUACCGUCACCGUCAAGCUCAACAGUCGCUUCCUGCUAACACAUUCCGUAAAGCCCCUCCAGUUGAUGAUUACGAGUCUGGCCGCUCCAACACCAAUGGCGAUAAUACCCCCAAGAAGAGUGCAAACAGCAACCGUCGCUCGGUUGAGUUCAGCUUUGCUAGCCCUACUAAUGCUAUGCCCAAGCUGACUCAAUCUUACUCUACCAACGAUGUUCCCACCUUGAAGAACAGCGCUGGCAUCAACGGAGCGAAUGGUAUUGGCUUCACCUCCCAUGCCCAGCAGCACUUCCACAAUCACAACGCAAGCCUCGGUCGCAUUCCGCAGAAUGCCAUGUCAAACCGUAACAGCCGCGACCUCUCCAUUGGUAACCGUGAGGCUGAAUACCGCCCUCCUCAGUCUGGUCUGCAUGCAAGUGCUGCCCCAUUCGGUCCUUCGGUCACGUCAGCGGCUCCUAAUGGCGGAGUGUCAGCAAGUGUUGGUUCGCCAGCCAUGUCGCAGUACUCGGGCGUGUCAGCAGCCAACCCUGGAUACUAUGGUUAUGGCAUGUCGAUGCUCAACGGCGCCAUGAACAACCUCAACCUUGGGCCUGGUGCCGCCCCAGGACCAGGACAGGGACCAGGACCUGGGGCUCAGUACGGAGCACCCCAGGCUUAUGGCCCCAAUGGCAUGUACGGUGGCGGACCGCAAUACAACCCCUACGCUACCUACGGACCGGGUGGUCGUGUUCAAGAUAGCCAAGCUCGUGUCAUUCAGAGCCGCCGCCUGCAGAACGAUGCCAACAAGUAUAUGAACUACGAUCUCAAGAGCAUGCCACGCCAGGACAUUUACAGCUUGUGCAAGGACCAGCAUGGAUGUCGCUUCCUGCAGAAGAAGCUCGAAGAGCGCAACGCCGAGAACAUCCAGAUCAUCUUUGAUGAGACGGCGCCUCAUGUCGUUGAGCUCAUGACGGAUCCGUUUGGCAACUACCUCUGCCAGAAGUUGCUGGAGUUUUGCAACGACGAGCAGCGCAACACGCUUGUUCGCAACGCUGCUCCCGCCAUGGUCCAGAUUGCAUUCAACCAGCACGGAACUCGGGCUCUGCAGAAGAUGAUUGAGUUCAUCUCGACCGACGACCAGACGCAGAUGAUCAUCCGAGCCUUGUCGGGCCAGGUUGUUGAUCUCAUUCAGGACUUGAACGGCAAUCACGUCAUCCAGAAGUGCCUGAACCACCUCAAGUCUCCUGAUGCGCAGUUCAUCUUCGAUGCGGUCGGCGAGCACUGCAUCACUGUCGGCACCCACCGACAUGGCUGCUGCGUCCUGCAGCGUUGCAUCGACCAUGCCUCGGGCUUCCAGAAGGUGGACCUCAUUCGCAAGAUUACGGCCCACAGCUUCCACUUGGUACAGGAUCCCUUUGGCAACUACGUUGUCCAGUACAUUUUGGAUCUCAACGAUGCCUCCUUCACGACGCCCAUGUGCCAGGGCUUCCAGGGCAAGAUUUGCGAGCUGUCCAAGCAAAAGUUCAGUUCCAACGUCAUUGAGAAGUGCAUCCGCUGUGCUGAGCCACACGUCAAGUCGAUGAUGAUUGAGGAGUUGCUGGACGUUGAGCAACUUGAGCAGCUCAUGCGCGACUCGUACGGCAACUACGUGAUCCAGACGGCGCUUGAGUUUGCCCCUGCCGAGUUGUGUGUUCACCUUAUUGAGGCGAUGCGUCCGAUCUUGCCUUCUAUCCGCCAGACUCCGUACGGUCGCCGCAUCAUGAGCAAGGUUGGAGAGCGCGAGAGCCGUCUUGCUGCGUACACGGGGCGUCACUCUUCUGGCCAUGCGUCUCCCGGCACUGCACAGGGCUCUUCCGAGUCGAGCUCUGCCUACGGCCCUCAGCACCAAGCUCCCAUUUACACGUCCAAUGCCAACUAUGGACCCAGCAUUCUUUCGCCGCAGCCGCACCGACAGCCGCACCGCUUGAGCAACCCUUCGGUUCCUCAGCUCAUGCACAACUCUAUGCACAACAACCAGGGCUACCAGCAGCAGCAGCAGCAACAGUACGGCACUGCACAGCCCAAUGGUGGCCAGGGACAGUGGUUCUAG
Messenger RNA from Exserohilum turcica Et28A, 3285 nucleotides. RefSeq lists its product as uncharacterized. The record is from RefSeq and is a predicted model, not a curated record. Gene Ontology annotation, cellular component: cytoplasm. The transcript has 5 exons. Gene Ontology annotation, molecular function: mRNA binding. Gene Ontology annotation, biological process: post-transcriptional regulation of gene expression. Lineage: Eukaryota; Fungi; Ascomycota; Dothideomycetes; Pleosporales; Pleosporaceae. Bases 1 to 3285 code for a protein of 1094 amino acids.